This is a messenger RNA of Papilio machaon (common yellow swallowtail), 1772 nucleotides long. RefSeq names its product catalase (gene Cat). The coding region runs from base 103 to 1626 and encodes 507 amino acids. Gene Ontology annotation, cellular component: mitochondrion; peroxisome; cytoplasm. The transcript has 2 exons. The record is from RefSeq and is a predicted model, not a curated record. Gene Ontology annotation, biological process: hydrogen peroxide catabolic process; response to hydrogen peroxide. Gene Ontology annotation, molecular function: catalase activity; heme binding. Lineage: Eukaryota; Metazoa; Arthropoda; Insecta; Lepidoptera; Papilionidae.
GCCGCCGUGCCAUUUGACAGUAAAGUACUCGAGCAGUGCGUUGCUCCGUUUGUGGUGAAACCGGUUUGUCUACACAACUACAAUAACUAAUUUAACAACAAAAUGGCUUCAAGAGAUCCCGCGUCUGACCAACUUGUCAACUACAGCAAAUGCGUAAAGGACUCACCUGGUUACAUAACGACCAAGUCCGGAGCCCCGAUCGGGGUAAAGACCGCCAUCCAGACGGUCGGCAAGAAUGGGCCCUCCUUGCUGCAGGAUGUCAACUUCCUCGAUGAAAUGUCGUCGUUCGACAGGGAGCGCAUCCCGGAGCGAGUCGUGCACGCAAAGGGCGCCGGCGCCUUCGGCUACUUCGAGGUGACCCACGACAUCACUAAAUACUCAGCGGCAAAAGUAUUCGAGUCCAUCGGCAAGAGAACCCCGAUCGCAGUCAGGUUCUCUACUGUGGGGGGCGAGAGCGGGUCCGCCGACACCGUCCGCGACCCCAGGGGCUUCGCCGUCAAGUUCUACACUGACGACGGCAACUGGGAUCUGGUGGGCAACAACACUCCCAUCUUCUUCAUCAGAGACCCCACUCUGUUCCCCAGUUUCAUUCACACACAGAAGAGAAACCCCGCGACGCAUCUUAAGGAUCCCGACAUGUUCUGGGACUUCCUGACCCUCAGGCCGGAGACGAGUCACCAGGUUAUUUACCUGUUCGGCGACCGCGGCAUUCCCGACGGAUACAGGCACAUGAACGGCUACGGCUCGCACACUUUCAAACUCGUAAAUGCUCAAGGAGUCGCGCAUUGGGUCAAGUUCCACUACAAAACCAACCAGGGCAUCAAAAACUUGCCAGUCGACAAGGCCGCCGAGCUCGCCUCAUCGGACCCCGACUACUCGAUAAGGGACCUGUACAACGCUAUUGGCAAAGGCGAUUUCCCUAGCUGGACCCUGUACAUCCAAGUCAUGACAAUGGCCCAGGCCGAGAGCUGCAAAUUCAAUCCGUUCGACCUAACUAAGGUGUGGCCGCACUCGGACUACCCCCUGAUUCAGGUCGGUAAGCUGGUGUUGGACAAGAACCCCAAAAACUACUUUGCCGAGGUGGAGCAAAUCGCCUUCAGUCCAUCAAACCUGGUACCCGGCAUAGAGCCCUCGCCCGACAAGAUGCUCCAGGGCCGCUUGUUCGCGUAUAGCGACACGCACCGCCACCGGCUCGGCGCCAACUUCCUGCAGAUCCCUGUCAAUUGCCCGUACCGCGUCGCCGUCACCAACUACCAGCGCGACGGCCCGCAGGCACUGCAGAACCAGGAGGGCGCCCCCAACUACUUCCCGAACUCUUUCUCGGGGCCGCAGGAGUGCCCACGCGCGCAACGCCUGCAGCCGCGCUACAACGUAUCGGGCGACGUGGAUCGCUACGACAGCGGCCAGACGGAGGACAACUUCACACAGGCCACCGCUCUCUACAAGCAAGUGUUCGACGAUGCGGAGAAGGCGCGCUGCGUGGCCAACAUCGUGGGCAACCUGAAGGACGCUGCCGGUUUUAUUCAGGAGCGCGCCGUCAAGAUAUUCUCGCAGAUACACCCCGACCUCGGCAGCAAGGUGGCCGCCGGACUCGCCCCCUACAAGAAGUAUCACGCCAACUUGUAAAUUAUAUAUUAUAUGGGACUGAUUUGGGUGCUAUCUUAUUCUAGCCGAUGUAUACUUACGGUGUGGAUAUGUUAUAGUGCACGCUGCAUUUUUUUAUUAUACUAUAGUCACUGUUAAUCAUUUUAAUAUAUAAUAUUUUUUCUUUU